AUGUCUUCAUGCUCGGGAGCUGCAGUGGAUUCUUCUCCCAUUUCAGAGGGGACACAUCAAUGCUUCCAGUCAGAAGGUUCGAGUUCCGUGGUCGGCAUUGAACUCCCUUCGAUGGUGGACCUCUCCAGUGCUGUCAAAGGGCACAGAGUUCAUGGAACAAGCCAGAGUCAUCAUCACCACAGAUGCCAGUCUAUUCGGCUGGAGAGCGCAUCUCCAGUCUCUCUGGGCCCAGGGUCGUUGGUCUCAGGAGGAUUUGAGAAACAAUAUCAACUGGCUGGAGCUCAGAGCCAUUCAUCUGGCCCUACAGCAUUUCAGCAACAUGAUAGCGGAGGUUCUCUUGGUUGCUUCUCAUUGGCCGAGGCGACCGUGGUUCGUGGACCUGAUGGAGCUCUCCAUCUCAUCUCCAUGGAGGAUCCUGGCAGGUCGUAUUUCCCUCACCCAAGGGGAACUCCAGCACCUGGACCAGCAGUGGCUCCAACUAAUCGUUUGGCACUUGAGAGGCGGGCCUUGAGUCUGGACUCAUAUUCGUUGAGAAUGAUAGCCGUGAUUCAGCAAUCCAGGCACCCUUCGAUGAAUAGAGUAUAUGAUGCCACUUGGAGGAGCUUCUGCACUUGGUGCGCAGGGCACAGGGUGGAGCUUUCGGGUGUCUCAGUUCCAGUUGUAUUGGAAUUCCUGAUGGAUGGGCUAGAUAAGGGAUUAUCACCGAACACUAUCCAUAGACAGGUUGCUGCUCUCACUACGGUACUCACGUGUGACAAUGCCACUCCGCUGACUCACCACCCCUUGGUUCGUUCCUUUUUAAAAGGAGCAACCAAUGCCAGGCCACCGACAGUGCACCGAUACCCUUCAUGGGACCUUCACCAGGUCUUACAGGCACUCAUUGCACCUCCAUUUGAACCUAUGGAAACAUGUCCACUAGAUCUGUUAUCUAUGAAGGUGGCAUUCCUUGUGGCGGUCACAUCGGCCAGGCGAAUUUCAGAGCUGGCUGCCUUUUCAGUCAGAGAGGACCUGUGCAUUUUCUUCUCAGACAGGGUAGUCCUCAGACUUGACCCUUCCUUUAUUCCCAAGGUCUGA
Crotalus tigris (Tiger rattlesnake) is the source of this 1074-nucleotide messenger RNA. RefSeq lists its product as uncharacterized. The record is from RefSeq and is a predicted model, not a curated record. The coding region runs from base 1 to 1074 and encodes 357 amino acids. The transcript is spliced from 3 exons. Lineage: Eukaryota; Metazoa; Chordata; Lepidosauria; Squamata; Viperidae.